Phaethon lepturus (White-tailed tropicbird) is the source of this 1011-nucleotide messenger RNA. RefSeq names its product tripartite motif-containing protein 15-like. The annotation marks the transcript as partial. The record is from RefSeq and is a predicted model, not a curated record. The transcript has 6 exons. Lineage: Eukaryota; Metazoa; Chordata; Aves; Phaethontiformes; Phaethontidae. Gene Ontology annotation, molecular function: protein binding.
GGGCAAAUCCAGGCUCGUCUGCAAGCCCUGAAGGAAGGCAGAGACAAACUCCUGGGCUUUCGAGAGGCUGAAGUGAGGAGAAGCUGGGAGUACUUGGAGAAAACCGCAGCGGAGCGGCGGAGGGUUUUCUCCGUCUUCGAAGGGUUGCGUCUCGUCCUGGAGGACCAUGCCCGUCAUCUGCUGGCUCAGCUGGGGGACCUGGAGAGGGACGUUGAGAAAAAGCAGGAAGAAAACAUCACCAGUCUGACGAAGGAGGUGUCUCGCCUGGAGACCUUGAUCCAGGAGAUGGAGGAGAAGUGUCAGCAACCAGCGAGCACAUUUCUGCAGGACAUCCGAGGCACCCUGGGCAGGUUCGAAAAGGAAAAUUUCCAGCAGCCCCCGUUGCUUCUUCCAGAGCUGGAAAAGAAAAUCAGUCACUUCAGGGAGAAAAAUAUUGCGGUAGAGGAGACGCUGAGGACCUUCCAAGACAUCCUGAUGUUUGAGCUGCCCGAAAAGGUGAAGGUGACCUUGGACCCGAGCACGGCUCAUCCCCAGCUCGUCGUGUCGGCCGACGGGAGGAGCGUGCGGUGGGAAGAUGCCCAGCGGGACUCCUCUGCCGAGGGGCUGGGCACCGACCCCUGCGUGCUGGGCUGCGAGGGCAUCACCUCGGGGAGGUGCUGCUGGGAGGUGGAGGUGACACCCAACGGCUCCUGGGCCGUGGGGGUGGCCAAGGAGUCCCUGAAGAGGAGGGAAGAGACUGCCGUGAGCCCCGAGAUGGGGCUCUGGUCUAUGGGGCUCUGUGAGGGUCAGUUUUGGGCACUCACCUCCCUGGAACGUAUCCCGCUAUACCAGAUCCAGGUCCCCAGAAGGGUCCGGGUCUCCCUGGACUAUGAAAAGGGUCAGGUGGCAUUUUUUGACGCCGAUAAGAGGGCCCUGAUAUUCACUUUCCCAGCAGCUUCCUUUGAAGGGGAGCGUAUUCACCCCUGGUUCCUGGUGUGGAGCGAGGGGUCCCAGAUCACGUUGCGUCCCUGA